CAAUGCAGGAGAAGCUGGCUGAGGCCAUUUUGAAGGAAUCUCAAUGUAGUUCAGAGCCAGAGUUUAGUGAUACAAGCACAGAGGAAGAUGAAGGGGCCUCAGUGAAGACCCAACAGGAUGGCCAAGAAACCGAAAUGGCUGAAAUCACUUCGCCACAACCAUCAAAUACACCGGAUGACAUUCUGGAUGAAAGUGAAGCCAACACACAGGAAGUUGUGUGUGAGGAAAGGGCGCAUGAUAAUGUUGUGAAGUGUCAGCCUGCAGAAGAGACAAAUGCACAGGAACCGAAUUUCCACACAGAAGAAGAAGUACAAGAAAUAGAUGAGACUCAGGAGGGAGCAGAAAGUUUAGACAGGGCGAAAGAACAAAGUGAGAGUACAAAUGAGGCUGAACAACAAGAUAAAAGAGAAGAAGUAAAAACUGAAACUGAGGAGGCAGAGGAGAAAGUUAUGGAUGGAGAUGAUACAAAUGCAGAGGUUAAUACAGAGUCUAAAAAAGACAAAGAAUCAUUAGUACAAGAACCAGAGACACAUGCUGAAACGUUGGACACUGGAAAUACAGACACUGAGGUUUCAGAGAUGGAGGGAGAGGGUCAGGCAUCUCAGACAGAGAAUGGUACAGAAACAGGUGCAGGUGACACUGAGAGGCAGCGAGAUGCUGAUGACGUAGAUCAGAACAUAGAGAGGAGGAGCGAUGGACGGACAGACAGAGAUGAAAGAGAAGACCUAGCAGAUGAGGCUGGGGUUGAUAGGUCAACUGGGGAAAUGGUACAGGAGACAGAUGACAAGGUUGAUGAUGGUAAGGUGGAAGAUGGAGAAAAAUCUAGUGAAGAUAAGGCAGAGGAAGAAGCUGCAGAAAAGCUAGAGGUUCAGAAUAGAAGUGAAAGUCUGGGAAAAAAGGAGACAGAGAAACCUGGGGAUGAAGAGACCCAAGAUGGUGAGAAAGAAAAUGAGUUAGAGGGUGGCGACAAUUUAAAUGCAGAAGAGAAAGAAAAUGAGGACAGUACAGAAAAAUUUGAAGAUGGUGUGAAUGAUGAACAUAAAGAAGGUGAAGCUGAAGAACUGUCUAGUGAGGCUGGGAAUAGACAAAAUGAGUCAGAGGAUGUUCAAGAUGUAAGGACACAGGGUAAUGAUAAAGAGGAUGAUGAACAGAACGAAACAGAAGAUGAACAGGUUAGAAACAAACUUAGUGUUGAGGCAGAGGAAGAAGGGCAAGAGAAGCCAAACGGUGAGGAUGAUAAUGGAGGAGAAACCGAAAAAGUGAAAGACAAAACAAUGGAAGAUGGGGCUCAGAAAGCGGAAGAAGAAGCAGAGAUGGAGGACCAGAAGAUAGAUGAGGUGGCAGAGGGAGCAGAUGGAAAUUGUGUAGAGAAUGAGCUAGAAACGGGUGAAAAGUUGGUAGAAGAACCAAAGAAAGAGGUGACAGAUAUGAACAAAAUUAGUGAGAAUACUUUAGAGGCAGGGGAUGGAAAAGAAGAGGCCGUUUCUGAUGAAAAUACAGCCCAAAAACUAGAGGUCAACUUUGAGAACCAAAAUGAAGAAUCCGUUUCACAGGAAGAACAAAAUGAAGUAGGUUCGAGGGGGGCACCCGAUGAUGACACAGAGGCCAGUACCAAGGAAGAAGUGGAUGAACCUGCUGGGGUGAAUAAUGACCUGCUAGAUGCUGAAAAUGGAGAGAGACAAGACGUCAGUCUUGAGGAGGCUGAGAAGGUAGAAGAAUAUCUCCAAGAGGAAACGCAAGGUAAAUCAGAGGGUGAGACAACUGGUGAUAGGGCUCAAGAAGUUAUAGAUGAUAAUGAAAAGCCAGAAACUGAUAAAGAUGUGAAAGAAGAAGAAAAACAUGAUGACAACGAGCAAGAGAUUGAAAACAAGUCAGAUGCUGAACUUGUUCCCUCAGAAAAAGAGUCUCAAUUGGGUGAUGAACAUGAGGACCAGGCCAGUGACAAUCAAAAAGCAGACAAAGAAGAGGCUGAUAAAGAAUCAGAAACAUCUGCAACAACGUUCAUAGAAAACGUAACCGCUCAGAGAACACAGGAGACAAUCAAUAAGGAUACAGAAAAUGACAUUGUCUCGGCAGAUGCCGAAGCACAAGAACCAAAUGAGUCAGAACUGAAAGGUACUGACAAUGAACUGAGAAGUAGAGAUGCUCCUGAAGUAAUGGAUGGUGAUCCAGUGGAACCUUUGGAGAGGAAAGUGAAUUCUGUAAAUAAUGAUGGUGGCUCAUCUGUUUCCCAUUCACUGAAAUCACAGCCUGUGGAGAAAGUCAAAGAUCCAGUUCUGAGCAUCGAUUCAGAAGAUCUGGCCAUUCAUUCAGAAGCUUUAACUAAAGCAGCUGGGGUGGAUCUAGUAAGUAACUGGAUUAACAUACACCAAGAAUCAAGGUAUUUUCAGACAUUUAUCGAGCCUCUUGAUGAAGAGGGUCUUAUCUCGGAAGAAACCGAGGAGAGGCUAAAUGGUGAAGUAAAUGCUACAGACGCACCAACAAGUACUGAUAUUGAGGGCCUUGAUGAAACACUCAAGAGUGGAGAUGAAAUUGCAACUCCUGCAAGGAAAAAUCUCAAUGAGAACACAGAGUCUGUAGUUGAAAGCUUGAAAACAGAGACCAAAGCUGAGGCCAUAGAAGCAGAUGCUCACAGUAAUCACUCCAAAGACAGCAUACAUACCUCAACCAAAGAUGAAAGAGUCCAGGAGGCUGGAGAUGCUAAAGGUUCUUUGAUCAUUGGAGUUAAAAUCAAAACUUGA
This is a messenger RNA of Sinocyclocheilus rhinocerous, 2741 nucleotides long. RefSeq names its product neurofilament medium polypeptide-like. The transcript has 4 exons. The coding region runs from base 3 to 2741 and encodes 912 amino acids. NCBI's taxonomy places the organism in Eukaryota, Metazoa, Chordata, Actinopteri, Cypriniformes, Cyprinidae. The record is from RefSeq and is a predicted model, not a curated record.